GUCAUAGGGAGGCCAGGGCAGCAAUCCCACCACCAGCAAUACCAUUAACAAUAAUAACACCAGCAGCUCCAGUAGGGGCAACAAUAACAGCAGCAGUAAAUUGUCAAAGACUGGCAGGCGUAAACAGGGAUCCGCUGAGGAUCAGCGCUCAACCAAGUUUUCGAAAUCGUACGUCAUUCCAGAGCUCCUUCUUCGCCCAGGAGAGAUCAACAAUAUGCAUUCUAGAUCACGAACUUCAAGGAACACACUUUCGGAUUGGUAUGAUAUCGCAUUCAUCUGUUACGAGACUCUCUACAAUAUGUCAUCGAAAUCCAACCAAGGUCGAGUCUCAGUAUCUACGCUGACCUGGGGCUCUCAGUUGGAUAUAUCAACGUUCCGAUUGCAUUACGGGUCGGUAUUUACACCAUUUGGUUCCCAGAACCGGCAUCCCGUUGCGUCAUGUCUGACAGUUGAGAUGCGACAAUAUGGAGACAAAGAUUCUGCGGCAGAAGUUUUGGCUAUUCGCAACAAUGGCCAUUUGUACGAUUCAUGCGAAGCAAUGUUGGAGGGUAUAAACGUCGCUGGCCGAGGUCCCGUCAUGGAUAUGAAAUGUUUAGAGUCAGGUCACCUUGUAACAUCUUCCAUGUCGACAAAUCAGACGAACAAUCUCUACGUCUGGGAUAUGAGAGACGAUGCAGAGCAGGCUAAGGUCCCGGUUGUCGCAUUGAAAUCGCAACUGCGGGGCAAGAUCUACUUUGAUGCCUGCAAUGGCGAUGUGUGCAGCGUUGAUGACAACGGCACCAUCCACAGCUACGAUCUAUACACGGCUGCGUUAUCCAACAAGCAUACUGACACUCGCAACUUAGAUUAUACGGCAAUGACGGAUAUCGACUUGGAGUACAAAUUUUUCUCGUCCUGCAUUUCAAUCAAUGGAUUCGAUUCGACUGUCCUCGUAGGAUCAAGUGAACACGCCCAAAUUGCCCGCUGGGACCCACGAUCGCCUUCCUCGAAUAUUUUUACGUCAACGGCAUGUCGCAGAUGGGGCACGCGGGGUUCCCAGCGCAGGGACUACGAUCAUAUUUACGGCAUUGAAUGGAGCCCCAGAAAUACCAAUGAGUUUAUGACGGUUCAUAUGGAGGCCGUCCGUAUCUGGGAUGCGCGUAAAAUGGACCGUGAUAUAUUUGCAACAACGCACUGUAUGGCCCCAACGGCGCUUCGCAAGGCCCAAUGGUCACCACAUCGGUCUGACUGUAUAGCCGGACUGACCAUGGACGGCCAAGUGAAGAUUUGGAAGAUCAAGAAUUUUGAUGUCCCUGCGGAUAUAUCAACCCCACAACAGUACCCAGAGGAGCUGUUUGUACACCAGGCACAUGAUUUGAUGAUAUCGGAUUUUGCCUGGUGCCCGUAUGUGGAGGAUGUGAUUUCAACCGUUUCUCCCGGUACUGUUGGUAGCGCAGGCCAUAUUCAAGUCUGGCGUCCAAGAAACCUGCAUGAAAGCGACGACAAUGGCGAGCCUUAAAUGAAACUAUAUACGGUCAACAUAGAUAUCCUACAGUUUGACGCUUUGACAGGGUCUCGCUGUUUUCGACCUCCAAUGCUGAAAGAGUCAUCGGUGUAUUAAAGGUCUUGACAUUCUCAGAGUUUC
Molecule: messenger RNA, 1624 nt
Organism: Gamsiella multidivaricata
Lineage: Eukaryota; Fungi; Mortierellomycota; Mortierellomycetes; Mortierellales; Mortierellaceae
Product: WD40-repeat-containing domain protein
Exons: 10
Coding region: 215-1498 (427 amino acids)
Biological process (GO): regulation of gene expression
Cellular component (GO): nucleus
Molecular function (GO): histone binding
Source: RefSeq, a predicted model, not a curated record